CCGUUCGCCUCGGCAGACGCAUCUUGGCACGCAAUCGGUGCAUACGCACGCUUACGCGUUCCGGUCGACCGCAACAGUGAGGUUAGUGUGUUGUGGGGUGACAAUAGCCGGUGGCGGCGGCGGCGGUAGCCUGACAGGUGCACCGCCCGGCCAAUCGACAAUAGGGGGUGCGCAUAGGGACAGGCGCGGCGCAUCCUCGAGCCUUUGAGAGGAAACAACAGUGCGGACAGUCAACGGCGACGACACCGUGGCUGCUGCACCGCUACAAGAGGUUCGCUCCCAAGCGAAUCUGCCGCCAUGUGCUGAGCGAGGCCUCGCCGCACAUCUUAGAAACAUGUCUUCGAAGCGGAAGAGUCCUCCGACGAAGCUUCAAGAAGGCGAAGGAGGCGGCCCGCUGCCUCCGCUCGGUGGCGGCAGCGACGGCGGCGGUUUGACGGAUCUCGACGAAACCAGUAGUAAUAAUUUAAGUGACGGCGAAGAUAUCGGCGCCGGAGGCGGCACGAUGGUCAAUAACUCCAGCGCGUUUUAUAAACUAUCCGAAUCGUCAUCUCCGAGUGUUUCAGGCAGCGAACUAGACGACGGCCUCGACGACGACCGAACGCCGCCUCCGACCAAGAGGAUGUACUCAGAAGCGCCGAAUUUGCUGAUGCCGACGCUGAGCGUCGCCGAAAGGCGUCGAAACUCGUCCGAGUGCAGUUCGCCCACUUCCGAUAUUAAGACUUUACAUUACAAUAACAAUAGUAGUUUACACAAUAAUAAUAGUUCCUCGCAUCCGAUGAAGAGAUCCAUGGAUGACGUCCUCAAAAGACUCACUUCCAAAAUUAACAACAGCACGAUCAAAGAAGAAAAAAGGCCGACGCCGUCUUCCACGCCCAACUCCACCAACAACUCGGACGUCGAACCCACCGCGGCCAUCCAGCAAGCCCUCUCCGGCGACAACUUCGUGGAAAAGGACCGCAAACUGUCCGAACUAAUCCUGCAACUGCAGAUGGUCCGCGAGCAGCUCAUCUCCCAGCAGCAGCAACAGCAGCAGCAGGACACGAAGCCUCAAGGCACCCAACAAUUAGUCAAUGAAACCCACAAACAAUUGGAGUUCCAAAGACGGCAGCAGGAACAAAUGCUGCAGCAGCAACAAAAAUUGCAAGAACUCCAAGGCCAGAUUACGGCACAGUACGCCAGUGGCGUGGGGCCUCAAGGACUUAUGUUCCUCCCGUUUUUGGAGCAACUGCGAGGACUCCAGCCCCCCAAAUCCCUUGCCAAUCACAUGCUGCCCCCGCACCAAGUCCCCAGCUGGAUCUCCGCGACCGCCCAUCUGGCCCACAUGUCGGCCAGUUCGGACAAGAGGUCGCCCACCCCCCAACGGACCCCGUCGCCCCCAGCGCCGCCGACGGACCCCGACGCCCCGCUCAACCUCUCGAAACCGAAAUCGUCGAGUUCCGGUUCGGCGGGAUCGAGUCCGCAAAGUGCCCCGGCCGGCUUGCAGACUUUCAACGAUCAGCCGGUGGCGGCCACCGCCCCCAAACUUCUACCUCCCAGUUUAGUAAUGCCGCGGGCGUUCUUGCCCUACGCCGGACUGCCCCCACAGUUUAGUCCACUGCCGGCGAGCGUCGACCGGAAGGGGAAAGAUGAGAAGCAACCUCAUUUCCCGAUGCAUAUGUACGGCCUGCCGGCGCCCCCGCACAUGGGGGGCAGGCCCAAGGACGACGGCGGCAUCAAGGAUGAGACCGACUUCAUGGCGGCGUGUCACAUGUGGGGCGGCCCCGACCCGAACUUCAAGCUGGACGAAAACUCCGAAAAGGCGAAAAUCAUCCGCCAGCAACCGAAACGCGACUCCGAGAACAAACCCCACAUCAAGCGCCCGAUGAACGCGUUCAUGGUGUGGGCCAAGGACGAGCGCCGCAAAAUCCUCAAAGCCUGCCCUGACAUGCACAACUCGAACAUAUCGAAGAUCCUCGGCGCCCGCUGGAAGUCCAUGUCGAACGCCGAGAAGCAGCCCUACUACGAGGAGCAGUCCCGCCUGUCGAAGCUGCACAUGGAGAAGCACCCCGACUACCGCUACCGCCCCCGGCCCAAGCGCACGUGCAUCGUGGACGGCAAGAAGAUGCGCAUCUCGGAGUACAAGAUGCUGAUGCGGCAGCGGCGCCAGGAGAUGCGGCAGCUGUGGUGCCGCGACGGCGCCUCCGACAUGAACUUCUCGCUGUCGGGGGCGGACCUGGGGGCGGCGACGGCCACGCGGGCCGGCUCCCCCAUGAGCAUGGUGAACGGCGCGGGGCCCAGCGCCGAGGGGUUCUACUACCCCGAGGGGGCCUCGCCCGACGCGCUCAACUUCGCACAGGAGCACGCGAUGAUGCACGACUCCAGUCCGAGGAACGAGGACGAUUGAGUCUGGCAGAACGGGGAAAAACGGUUCCCUUGGUACUGAGCGGGAGGCUGAGCCUCUGUACAAAUGUAUAGGUUCGGGGGCAGGUGGGGCGGGGGCUUUAGGAAAGACAAAUGUGCCGCAAACGGAUUCGAAUUUGUCGCACUUGAUAGAAUUUGUUCGAAAGUUUGUUUAAGAAUAGUUGUGUCUCUGCUCUUCCUAAAGUCCUCACCCCAUUUUGGAAACGCAAGCAACGGCAGUCAUUUCUCGUGCCAUCGAAUGUGAAGCGACCUUACGCACUCGAGACUAUUGGAUUUAUUUAAAAGUUGGUGUUGUAGUUGUACCUAUUGUUAUGUAGAUAUAUUACUUUAGAUCUUCAAGUUAUUUAUUAUACUAGUUUUAAUGUUUUUCUUUUGUUUUUUAUUUUGUAAAUUAAUGUAAAGUUUUAUACAUAGUUUAUACAUUGCAUCGACGAGGAAUCAGCUUUACUUUUUAUCGAAUUGUUUUAUUUUGUUUUGUUAGUUUUUAUCGAUUCUAGUCUUCUCAUUAUCAAGCUUUAAAGUCACACAGAAAUUCUUAAUUUGAGUUUUGGUACAAAUUUUGUUUCGAAACGUAAUCAGAGGACUAGAGUUGGGCGAAAGGAAAUCUUUAAAUUAAAAGUGCAAUGUACCUAUCGUAAAAAUAGAUUUGUUCUCAACUGUUGAUGUUUAUAUAUUUUAAUAUAAGAGCCAGUACUUUAAGUAAUUAUUAUUUAUUUUCAACAGUUUUUUGUACUUGUACAGUGAAACUCAUAUUAAAAAUUAAAAUUAGUAUGAAACUAUGUACUUAGACAUUAAAAGUUAUCUCUCAUAUACAUAACAAUUAUAUUCAGAAAAGGUCAAAGUAUAGUAAUGUUAAGCCCCAAAAUUUGGUAUCCACAGUGACCCCAUGCUGGUUAUGCAUUUGUUUUCUCCUCUCAAACAGAAUUUAUUUAUGCACAUGCAAGGUCAUUGCAACAAAAAGUACUACAAUCAUCUCGCAACUUGCGUGCCCAUGAAUAAACCGUUUUCUUUCUUUUUUCAACACAAAAUGUGAUACCUGUAAUUAGGUAUAGUGUAAAUUUUUAAGUAUUUACUCAGUUUUAAGUAUGCACGACUAUUAUGAAAGAGUUACGAGAAUGUGUAGUGCAUUUAAAAUAUUCCAUAAUGCAUCAUAGGGCUAGUGAGUGUUUGUAAACAAUACCAUUCUCAGUGUAAAAUUAUAUUGUAAGUCAUAUAUCGCAUCAAAUGGUUACAACUGAAAUGUCUACUAGGAAAUAGGCUCACUGUUCUUUUCUGUGCCAAAUUCAAAUAAAACUAUAAACUGUAAAAA
Tribolium castaneum (red flour beetle) is the source of this 3709-nucleotide messenger RNA. It is a transcript of the gene Sox102F, whose product is annotated as Sox102F. Lineage: Eukaryota; Metazoa; Arthropoda; Insecta; Coleoptera; Tenebrionidae. The record is from RefSeq and is a predicted model, not a curated record. Gene Ontology annotation, cellular component: nucleus. Bases 335 to 2383 code for a protein of 682 amino acids. Gene Ontology annotation, biological process: cell fate commitment; regulation of transcription by RNA polymerase II. The transcript has 6 exons. Gene Ontology annotation, molecular function: RNA polymerase II cis-regulatory region sequence-specific DNA binding; DNA-binding transcription factor activity, RNA polymerase II-specific.